AUGGCCGAACCCUCUAGAUCCCCUUCAUCGCAGCAGACCUUGUCAAGCUAUUACAUGAUGAAACUAAAUUCCAUUCCGGAUAAAGUCCUGGCAGAAACUCUGGACAAAUGGAUCAAAGCAGUCACUCCAGCACAUGACUACACAUCCCCUUCACCUGAAUGGUGGCCGGAGGAUGUGGGUUAUGAUAGCCCAGCCGAGUUGUCGAAAGCUACGCUAUUAAGCAGCUAUGGGGUGUAG
Penicillium verhagenii is the source of this 237-nucleotide messenger RNA. RefSeq lists its product as uncharacterized. The transcript has 2 exons. Bases 1 to 237 code for a protein of 78 amino acids. NCBI's taxonomy places the organism in Eukaryota, Fungi, Ascomycota, Eurotiomycetes, Eurotiales, Aspergillaceae. The record is from RefSeq and is a predicted model, not a curated record.